Messenger RNA from Ostreobium quekettii, 588 nucleotides. The record is from the annotation of a GenBank genome assembly. Lineage: Eukaryota; Viridiplantae; Chlorophyta; Ulvophyceae; Bryopsidales; Ostreobiaceae.
AUGGAUGCCAGCGCCCGCGACACUCCCGGCGCGUCGUCCCCAAGCCUCCGAAAGACGCCCAUCCACUCCUGCCCCCGGGCCACCCCUUUGCCCGUCCCCAGGGGUUCUCGAACGCCUGCCUCGGGCCGAUCUAGGCGCCGGCUGGGCAGCCUGACCAACAGGAAGCGCGGCCUGGAGACGGUGCAGGAGACGCCCGUGGAGAGCGGAAAGAUGCGCACACCGCCCACGGAGAGACGAGAGGAGCGCCGCUUUAGUGACGAAGCUCUGAGGGGGCGGCCGCUUUUUGAAUCUGCGGGCGAUGGCACAAUCCCGCCAAUGGGGUGCGAUGUCGACGAUUGUGGGACAGCAGAGGUGCCGGAGUAUGAAGGCUGCAGGCGGAUGGGCAAGCCCGAGAGAGAAAUCGAAGCUGCAGCUUUUGCAGAAUGGGAAAGGGAGAUCGAUGAAGCCGUGGCGGCGUUUGCUGCAAACCCGCCGCUGCCGUUCCUGCCAUGGGGACCUGAGCGAGAGGCGGAGCUCAUCUCUCUAGAGGAGAAGAUUAGGGAAGCGGAGGCUCGCUCUCCGUGGGCCGCCCAUGACGCGCUCGAAUAG